Grus americana (Whooping crane) is the source of this 5119-nucleotide messenger RNA. RefSeq names its product DnaJ heat shock protein family (Hsp40) member B4 (gene DNAJB4). The record is from RefSeq and is a predicted model, not a curated record. Gene Ontology annotation, cellular component: cytosol. NCBI's taxonomy places the organism in Eukaryota, Metazoa, Chordata, Aves, Gruiformes, Gruidae. The coding region runs from base 229 to 1248 and encodes 339 amino acids. The transcript has 4 exons. Gene Ontology annotation, molecular function: protein-folding chaperone binding.
GGGAGGUAACGGAGCGGGGCCCGAGGGCAACCGGCAGCGCUGCAGCUUGGCCGCCUGCCCGCGUUAGACUGCGCCUGGGGAGGCAUUUGGCGCUGUGGUGGUUCUGUUCCUUCCCGACUGGUUCCUGGUCUGGCUGAGGAGCGGGCGGUGGAGCAUCUCUACGUUGCUAAGACACUGGACACUGCUUUCUUUAUAGCAAGGAAAAUCUGAAUUCCUCCAACACUGAGGAUGGGGAAAGAUUAUUAUUCCAUCCUGGGAAUUGAAAAAGGGGCUUCUGAAGAAGAUAUCAAAAAGGCUUACAGAAAACAAGCGCUUAAAUGGCAUCCAGAUAAGAACAAAUCUCCCCACGCAGAGGAAAAAUUCAAAGAGGUAGCAGAAGCUUACGAAGUGCUGAGUGAUCCCAAAAAGAGGGACAUUUAUGAUCAAUUUGGGGAGGAAGGUCUGAAAGGAGGAGCUGGAGGACCUGAUGGACAAGGUGGUACCUUCCGGUACUCCUUCCAUGGUGACCCACAUGCUACAUUUGCAGCUUUCUUUGGUGGAACAAAUCCUUUUGAGAUCUUCUUUGGAAGGAGGAUGCCUGGUGGCAGAGACACUGAAGACAUGGAGGUGGAUGGUGAUCCAUUUGGAUCCUUCACUAGUUUUAGUAUGAAUGGUUUUCCAAGGGAAAGGAAUACAGUUGGUAGCCAGUUACGUCGUAAACAAGAUCCCCCUGUAAUCCAUGAACUUAAAGUGUCAUUGGAAGAGAUCUAUCAUGGCUGCACAAAAAGAAUGAGGAUUUCACGUAAAAGGCUUAACCCAGAUGGUAGAAGUGUCCGAACAGAGGACAAAAUUCUUACUAUCGAGAUAAAAAGAGGAUGGAAAGAAGGCACCAAAAUCACUUUUCCAAAAGAAGGUGAUGAAACACCCAACACAAUUCCAGCUGAUAUUGUUUUUAUCAUUAAAGAUAAACCUCACUCUCACUUCAAGAGAGAUGGAUCAAAUAUUAUCUAUCCUGUUAAGAUCAGCUUAAGGGAGGCUUUGUGUGGCAGCUCUAUCAAUGUGCCAACGAUAGAAGGAAGAACCAUACCCAUGACAGUGAACGAAGUUGUAAAGCCUGGGAUGAGAAGAAGAAUUAUAGGAUAUGGUUUGCCGUUUCCCAAAAAUCCUGACCAACGUGGAGACUUAAUUAUAGAGUUUGAAGUAAUUUUCCCAGAUAACAUUUCUCCAGCAUCAAAAGAAGUACUUAGGCGAAAUCUUCCAGUUUCAUAAAAUGAAGACUGUAUAUGUCAACUGUUUAAAUGGGACACUGGAAAUGCAGAAGACUGGCAAGUCUGUGCUUUAAAAGUGCAAUCUGUAACAACUAGUGGAAUAUUUGUUUUUUGUUUUGUGGGAUGGGUGGGGGGGAAAUACUGUAAUGCUGCAUGAGAAGAAAAGGGUUAAGUACAAGUCAUACAGGUGACUUCUGCAGUAAAAUUUACAGGGAAAACCACUCAUUUUAUUUUACAUCUUCCUAAUCAGAAAAGUUUAAUCAUUAUUUUGCCUAAUGUAAAAUGUAGUCAUUUUUUACAAAGUGCAUAUUUCUGAUGCAGUACUUGAGCCUCCAAGUACUUUAUUUCUUAUAUCCCUACUGUAUCUAUAACAUUACCCAUUUAUACAGAAAUUUGAGAUAGUAUUAGAAACACACAAAUAUAUAAAUAUUUUAAAGAUCCAAACGUGACAGAUAUCAUUUGGUAUGUUGCCUUCCACUGCACAAAGCAUAGGCUGGGAAAAUCAGCUUGGACUCCUGAACUGCCUCCCAGUGGAAUGAAAGCAUUUUCUUUAUUGCCCCACAGUGUGUGAGGACUGCAUUGUGAAUCUAGCAAAAGGCAUGUGGCGUGAGGAGCAAAAGUAGCCAUUUGCUAUGGGAUAGUUCCUCAGCCUUCAGGCAGAACAGCAAGAAAGGAUUCUACAAGUACAUAAACAGCAAAUCAUGGGCCUGUUGUCAAAUGAGGCAGGGAAACUGGUGACAAAUGACAUGGAGAAGGCUGAUGUAUUCAAUGCCUUCUUUGCAUCAGUCUCUACCAGUAAAAAGAGCCUUCAGGAAUUCCAGGCCCCUGAGACCAAAGGGGAAGCCUGGAACCUCGGUGGUGGAGGACCAGAUUAGGGUGCAUUUAAACAGGAAGUCCAUGAGCCUGACAUCUUGCACCCCUGGUGCUGAGGGAGCUGGCUAAUGCCAUUGCAAGGCCAUUCUUAAUUAUCUUUGAAUCGUCAGGGAGAUUGUGAGAUGUUCCGGUACACCGGAAAAGAGCAAAUAUUUAAGAAAAACAAGAAGUAAGAUUUGGGGAGCUACAGGCCAGUCAGCUUCACCUCAGUCCUUGGGAAGGUGAUGGAGAAAAUCUUCCUGGAAAGCAUUUCCAAACACAUGAAGGACAAAAAGGUGAUCAGGAGUAGUCAGCAUAGAUUUACAAAGUGGGAAUUGUGCUUGACCAACACGUUGACCUCUACAGUGAGGUGACCAGCUUUGUGGAUGACAGGACAACAGUCCAUAUUGUUUACCUUGACUUUAAUAGACUGACAAAGUACAAGUUAGAUAAGUGGAAAGUAGAUGGAUUAAAAACUGGCCAAAUGAGUGGGCACAGGGGUUGCGAUCAGUGGCGCAAAGUCCAGUUGGAGACAAGUCAGUAGUGGUGUACCUAGGGCUCAAUACUGGGGCCCAGUACUAGUCAGCAUCUUCAUUAAUAACCUGGAUUAUGGGAUGGAGUGCAUCCUCAGCAAGUUUGCGAAUCUCAUAAAACUGGGAAGAGUCACUGGUAAGACCGGAUGAUGUACCACCCUUCAAAGGCACCUCAGCAGGUUAGAGAACUGGACAGAGGAUUCUCACAAAGUUGAACAAGGGGGAAUGCAAAGUCUUGCUCCCUGAGGAGCAACACGAGGCACUAGUACGCCCUGGGAGCCAAUUGGCUGGAAAGCAGUUUUGCUGAGAAAGACCAUGGGGUCCUGGUGAACAACAAACUGAUGGUGAGCCAGCAAUGCACCCUUGUGGCAACAAAGGCCAAAGCUUUGCUAGCAGGCUGAGGGAGAUGAUCCUUCCUCUCUACUCUGAGCAUUGAUGAGGAUGCAUCUGGAGCACUGUGUCCAGUUCUGGGCUCCCCAGUACAAGAAAGAUACAAACUUACUGGAGCAGCUCUAGCACAGGGCCAUGUAUGAGAGGCUGAGAGAGCUUGGAGCUCUUCAGCCCAGGGAAGAAAAGGCAUGGGGGAUCUUAUCACUGCAUAUAAAUACUCGAUGGGAGGGAGUGAAGAUGGGAGAGCCAGAGCCUUCUCAGUAACUCUCAGUGACAGGACUAAGGGGCAGUGGACACAAACUAAACCACAAGGGAUUCCAUCUGAAUGCAAGGAAACACCUUUUUACUGUGAGGGUGGUCAGAGAAGUUGAGGAGUCACCAUCCCUGGAGACACUCAAAACAUGACUGGGCAUGGUCCUGGGCAGCCUGCUGUAGCUGACCAUGCUUGAGCAGAAGUGUUGGACUACAUGAUCCUAAUAGGUUCCUUCCAACCUAAACGAUUCUGUGAGCUUGGACUUAGCACUUUUUACUAGACAGUGCUAUGGGCCAUGUUCUGCAAAUGAGGCUUAGCCCAAGGAUGGGGGAUACUGAUGUGACAGCUUGAAUCCCUAGGAGUAGGUCUAUGCUUGAGUGGAAAGAUGCAGAAAGAUCACUAUUAAAGCAGUUGGCUAGUGCAGGUAUUUAAAGAUCAUGCUGAUCUCAAGUAUUAUUCUUUUCAAAGGCUGAACUUUACUCCCAUGAAGGAGGAGGAAAAAACCCAGGUCCUGGCUAAAGGGAAGUUUGCUUAAGACACAAAGUGGGAUAGGGGUUGCCCAUAAACUUUCAUAUGCUUGAAUUGAGUCUUUUUGAAUACAAAUAUGAGUUACUUGUCUUUAGAGUUAAAAGGUGCAUAGGGAAAUGGAGAGCCCUCUGUAAUAGUCUAGUUUUAUAAUACAGUAAUAGGGCUGGUUCCCUUGAUUGCGACAUGGUUUUGGUGAAAGAAAUGCCUUGCAGAUGUGCUUUAUUACUUGAGUUUAAAACCAUAAUACAGUGCUUUAACAACAGUUUCAAAGGUUUUUUGUUUGGUUGGUUUUUUUCUUCAUAAGAAAAUAUGUAAAAUUUGCUGUCAGCCUUUUUGCCUGUGGAAAUUUAGUAGUUACCUGCUCUGUUAGGUAGCUUAAGAAAUAGUAGUGUUAUCUUUAUAUAUGUGAUUUUCUGCAGGAAAUCAAAUCAUAUGGAAGUUGGGAUUUAAUAUACAAUAACUUUUUAAUGAGCACAAGAAGAAUCCCAUUUCUGUUACUCAAAGGAAUAGAACUUCUGGGAGAUACUGUUUGAGUCAGUUUUUCAACUGCAGAUUUCUUCAUACAGCAUCAGUUAGUUGUAGUCCUAAAUCUACAAAGAACUGAAUAAUUGUUGGAGCAGUAUCACAAAGCGAAAACAUUUGCUGCUUAGUGCUUAUGCAUAUUGUUAACACUAUAUAUUGUUCAAAGAAUUUCCAUUUCAGUAUGUUCCGUAUUGCAUUUCUUAUGUGAUUUUUAAGUAAAAAAUGUAAAGUUGGUUUUAAUUUUCUCUUUUGUUAUGAUGGCAGAUGCUAUAAGCUACAUGACUUUAAAAGCAUAUCAUCCCAAAAUACCUGUUUGUCAGUUUAAAAGCUAAUGGAAUUGAGCGUUUUGUAAUCCAGGAUCUUGUAACCAUAGCCCAACUUGUAAAAAAGAGGAAAAAAAAAAAGUUACGGCAACUAGGACUAUUUUUUUGUAACCAUCUUCAGGUAAGAGGAGUAGUGUUAAAUUGAGGAAUUGCAGUAUCUUGUGUAUUUAGAGGUAUAUAUAUGUAUAGCAAACUAAACUUUUCCAACUGUUUUCAUGCUCAAAAUACAGAACUAUAGGACUGGUAUGAAAUGCUUGUAUAUGCUUGUAUUUCUUUUUUUUAUGGAGAGGUAACAAAGUAUAUGUUUCAGAAAAUAGUGUGUGGAAUUAACUUCAAAAUACGAGAGGGAGCAUUAAUAUCUAUCUAAUCCAGGAUUCACAAAAAUUACUAUUUUUCUAAUCAAAAAAUGUGCUUAAAAGCUAUGUUUUAAAACCCACUUGAUUAUUUAAUAAAGGCUACUUGGGAGAAGGA